Molecule: messenger RNA, 1213 nt
Organism: Eleginops maclovinus (Patagonian blennie)
Lineage: Eukaryota; Metazoa; Chordata; Actinopteri; Perciformes; Eleginopidae
Gene: cops8
Product: COP9 signalosome subunit 8
Exons: 7
Coding region: 152-748 (198 amino acids)
Biological process (GO): protein deneddylation; COP9 signalosome assembly
Cellular component (GO): COP9 signalosome
Source: RefSeq, a predicted model, not a curated record
GAAGAAGAAGAAGAAGAAGAAGAAGAAGAAGAAGAAGAAGAAGAAGAAUACUGAUGAUGUGUUGUUUGUGUUUCUCCCACAUGAGGGCAGUAACGCCUCUGACGGGCUGCUAAUCUACCGCCAUCAACCUCCACCGAAGAAGAAGUUCCCAAUGCAACAGCUAGGCGUCAAUAUGCCUGCUGCUGUGAUUAUGGAGGAAAAUUAUGAUAAAUUAUUAGAGCAGUGUGAAGCUCAGGAGCUGGAGGCUCCAGGGGGCAUUGCAACACCUCAAGUGUACGCUCAGCUGCUGUCGCUCUAUUUACUUCAUAAUGACAUGAAUAAUGGCAGGUAUCUCUGGAAACGGAUUCCCCAAGCAAUAAAAUCGGCAAACCCUGAACUAACAUCUAUUUGGGCUGUUGGCCAACGCAUUUGGCAACGGGACUUUCCAGGGGUCUACACAACAAUCGCAGCCUUCCAGUGGACAGAGAACAUCCUUCCAGUCAUGGAGGCGCUACGAGAGAGCACGCGGCAGAGGGCGUACAGUCUGGUGGCUCAGGCCUACACCUCCAUCGCUGCAGAGGACUUCGCUGCCUUUGUGGGAUACUCUGUGGAAGAGGCAGUAAAGGGUGUGGUAAGUCAGGGCUGGCAGGCAGACCCUGCUACCAGGAUGGUGAUGCCCAAAAAGCCCGAUCCUCCCCCCGUCUCAUUGGUUCCAAAUGAGCAGCAGUUGGCCAGACUCACUGACUACGUGGCUUUCCUCGAGAACUGAUAACCCACCAACACCACUACCACCCAGUUUUGCUCGCCCGGUACAGAGGGGGGGAUUUCUGUUCGGAUAGACUGUUCCUUCAGGGAUGUACCAAACACACACCAUCAUUUCGCAUGAGCGCUGCAAGCUGCAGAAAGCCUAUUUAUGUCCCUAACUAAAAUAGCUCCCCCUGAUAGUGUUACAAAAUCUGUCAGACACAAUGUUGUAUUAUAUUCUUCUUUCUUUGGCUCUGUGAAACAUGUCAUCAAUGUCAGUAGGUUUCAUUGCUACAUUAACAGGCCCCUCCCACACAAUAGAAACCCACAAGCUAGUAUGGACAGGUUAAAGGAACCCCCCCAUACACGUGUUGCCAGUUGACAGAAGGCUCUGCAGACGCACGUCAGCGCAAGAUUUCAGUCCUCAGACCUCAUACUUUGAGGUUCAUGUUUUGACUGGUGAAUAAAUAUAAUUUUGUUUCUAAUUGAA